Messenger RNA from Rotaria sordida, 1113 nucleotides. The record is from the annotation of a GenBank genome assembly. NCBI's taxonomy places the organism in Eukaryota, Metazoa, Rotifera, Eurotatoria, Philodinida, Philodinidae.
AUGUUACGAGAAAUUUUUAUGAAACCUAAUAAUUAUAUUGAUGGUGUAUUUUUUGCUGAAAUGUUAAAAGAAGUUAUUGUCCAUUUAGAAACGAGUAAAUAUCAACAUGCAGAACUUCGUGUGUCAAUUCAAGGUAGAAGUAUGGAUGAAUGGGAUCAAUUAGCUACAUGGUUUUUAAAAAAUAAAAUGCAUUCGACUAAUGUUAAUUAUAUGAUACAAGUACCAUGGAUUUUUAAUGUUCAUUAUGCAAGUGGUAAAUUAAAAAAUUUUCAAGAACUUUUAACAAAUCUUUUUCAACCAUUAUUUGAUGCAACAAUUAAUCCUGAAUCACAUCCAGAUUUAUUUCAUUUUAUGCGUUAUUUUACUGGUUUUGAUUCAGUUGAUGAUGAAUCAAAACCUGAAAGAUCGAUAAUUACAAGUAUUACAUAUCCAGAUCAAUGGAAUACAAAUGAAAAUCCACCUUAUGCUUAUUAUUUAUUUUAUAUGUAUGCAAAUAUUCUUGCGCUUAAUCAACUUCGAAGAUCACGUGGUUUAAAUACGUAUCAAUUUCGUCCACAUUGUGGUGAAGCUGGUGAUGCAUCACAUCUUACUGCAGCAUGUAUACUUGCAGAAAAUAUUUCUCAUGGUCUUGUUUUACGUGAAUCAUCUGUAUUACAAUAUUUAUAUUAUUUAUGUCAAAUUGGUAUAGCUAUGUCACUAUUAAGUAAUAAUUCAUUAUUUCUUAGUUACAAUCAAAGUCCAUUUUUGGAAUAUUUUCAACGUGGUCUUUGUGUUUCAUUAUCAACAGAUGAUCCAUUACAAUUUCAUUUUACUCAGGAACCAUUAAUGGAAGAAUAUUCAAUUGCUGCUCAAAUAUGGAAGUUAUCAUCAAUUGAUAUGUGCGAAAUAGCACGAAAUUCCGUUUUAAUGAGUGGUUAUUCGGAUGAAGUUAAAAAAGCUUGGCUUGGACUACAUUAUAAAGAGUCAGGUGUUGCUGAUAAUGAUAUUCGUCGUUCAAAUGUACCAAAUCUUCGAAUAGGUUAUCGAUAUGAAGUACUUUGUGAAGAACUUCGUUUACUUAAACUUGUAUAUCAUAGUCGACAAGAAAAAAACACUGACGUACAUUCAUUUUAA